Aplosporella prunicola CBS 121167 is the source of this 180-nucleotide messenger RNA. RefSeq lists its product as uncharacterized. The annotation marks the transcript as partial. NCBI's taxonomy places the organism in Eukaryota, Fungi, Ascomycota, Dothideomycetes, Botryosphaeriales, Aplosporellaceae. The transcript has a single exon. The record is from RefSeq and is a predicted model, not a curated record.
GUCUCCUGGAACUGGGGCAGCAAUAACCCCAGCGGCGCUGUCGCCGAGGUUGCCAAGGAGGGUGACAUCGCCAUCGAGUCCAAUAAGGGUAACACUAUCAAUAAGAGCGCCGAGCCUGAGAACCCCGCUGUCCACAUCGAGCGCCCCGGCAAUGAUGUCGUUAAGAACGCGAGCGACCUG